Paramisgurnus dabryanus is the source of this 2354-nucleotide messenger RNA. It is a transcript of the gene ints15, whose product is annotated as integrator complex subunit 15. The record is from RefSeq and is a predicted model, not a curated record. NCBI's taxonomy places the organism in Eukaryota, Metazoa, Chordata, Actinopteri, Cypriniformes, Cobitidae.
AACGCAACCAAGUAUGCGAUGUCCUUUACAUGUUUCCGUAGUUAUUAUGCGAUGUACAUCUUUCACAUUUUCAGUUAUGAGCGAAUUAUUUGCCGCUUGGAGGAAACUCGUGUAAAAAGUGUAAAUAUUUAACCAGCAGAGAUGAGUGACAUCCGGCGUGCAUUGCUGCGGCGUGAUCCGCUGAGUGCAGCUAAAGAGGUUCUGUAUCACCUGGAUAUCUCAUUGGGUAGCGUGCUGCAGAGCUCCACAGGUCCCACACCUGGACUGGAGAAGGCCACCAUAGAUCUGGUGGAGGAGUUUAUAUUUCACGUCCCUAAAGACAGGAACACCCAGCCAAAGAGGAUGAGCUGCAUUCAGGAGCUGCAGCUGCUGGAAAUCAUGUGCAGUUAUUUCCAGGAGCAGAGCAAAGACGCCAUCCGACAGAUAAUUUUCUCCGCCCUCUUCAGUCUCCAAGGCAACAAGGCGGAUGAGAGCCGCAUGGCCAUGCUUGGGAAGCUGGUCUCUAUGGCGAUAGCUGUAUGUCGGGUGCCCAUACUAGAAUGUGCAGCUAUCUGGCUACAGCGCACACACUCUGCAUGGUGUGUCCGGUUGGCUCAGGUUUUAAUGGACGAUUACUGCACGCUGGUGCCCAGUGCCAUCUCUACACUUCAGAACAUCUGUUCAGCCAGCCCUCGAUUCUGCUGUCAGCUCAUCACUGCUGUGACAGUCCUAUAUGAUUUCUCCUCAGAUGAUCUGACUCCGCCUCCUCCACUGUUGGAGAUGCUGGUUGGUUGGAUCACGGAAGAUCCCAGACUUUUGCUCCUCACCUUCAUCAACACGCCCCUCAAUUCCAGCCUGCCAUUGGGUUGCCUUGAAAUCACACCUCUUUUGGGACUACUCAGAUGGUGUGUGAAAGCCCCUUUAGCCCAUCAGAGAGCCCGAAAGCCGGCUUUGACCAAUGGCCAUGAAGAAAGUGAAAAAGGGUCGGCGGUGAAUGAAGAGCUGUACUCUAAACUACACCUGAGUGUUCUAAAAGUCCUUCUCAUGCUACAGGUCCACCUGACAGACCAGAAUCUGAUUGGUCGGCUUGCCGUGCUGCCUGUCGAGUCUGUUGCCGCGCUGGUAGAGGAAGUCGGUCGUCUCUGUGAGAAACUCGCGCCACAACCUGCUGCCAAUCACAUCCAGCUGGCUCUGGAUAGGCUGGCACAAGCCCUUCAGGUCGCCAUGGCAACAGGAGCCCUUCUGUGCGCCAGGGAGGACCUACGGACUUUGUGUUCCAGACUUCCUCACAAUAAUCUGUUACAACUAGUGAUGUCCGGUCCAGUCGUACAGCCUCCACCUCACGGAGGACCUUUCCAGCCCAACAUGUACCCCCACAUCCAUCCCGGCCGGUCCUCUACUCACAGCCCACAUCAAUCUGCCAUUCCCUCCCCACACAGUCCACACCCUGUCCUGUCACCACAUCCAGCACUGUCUCCGCAUCGCCCGCUAACACCUCACGCCCCACACCCCACUUUAUCUCCACACGCCUUCCAUCCUGCAGCCGUGGCCUUUCCGUACCGGCCCAUUCGCUGAUCAGGGCACAAAGACUUCCCGCUUCCUCUUGGCAAGAGAACUUAAUAUUUUGUACGAUUUUCAUCAACAUGAACUACUGCAAGAAAUUCUUCAACCUCACUUGGAAAUGUUCACUAUAAACAGAUAUUGUUUAUGGCACGCUGUGUUGUUUUUUUGUUUUGCUUGUUAGGUUGGAUCCUGUGUAGCAUACAUUGGGAUUCAUUAAAUCUUUAUUUUACAUCACACUUGUACAGAUUGGAUAAAAUGAAUUUCAGCUAAAAUGCAGCCAUAGCUUUUAACAAAAUUGUUGUAUAACCUUGAAAUAUAUUUUUGGAAAAAUGAUUUGUUCUUAUUAGGAUGUGGUUCAUUUGCAGGCAACAAGUGCAGUUUUUGGCCCUGAUAGAAAAAUUACUUUGGUUUUAAAUUAAAUGAAACAGAAAAUACCAGUUAAGUAAAUCUAUUCAUCAAAUAUUAAUUUGCAUGUGGUAGAUUGUUAUGGAUUUACAGCAGAAUGAGGAAAAAUUAUAAUAGUACAUUUAUUUUUUUCAAAUGUGUUACUAAUAAAAACCUCUUAACAGCCUACUGUAAAUAAAUUUUUACAUAAAUUUUUGUAUUAAGUUCAUUUUAGGUCAGUAUAGGUAAUACGGUAUUACCCAUACUGACCUAAAAUGAACUUCGUACAAAAAUUAUUACUAACACCCUCACUUUGUAUUUGACAUUUGUCUCCUAACCAGGCAUAAUGUGAAAAAAUGUUAAGCAAAAAAAUUUAGCUGAUUAUUUUUAUUCUGUGUCCUUGUACUGUGUAGCCCACACUGAAAUCU